AUGGCGGCGUGCGGAAAGGGAGGAGCAGCAGCAGCAGCAGCAGCAGCAACAACAGAAGCAGCAGCAGCAACAACAACAGAAGCAGCAGCAGCAGCAGCAAACCAACAACAGCAACAAGGACGCCAUCGGAUGAUCCCGUUGAUACUACCAAAGCCGCAACAAACCCCGCAGCUAACAACGAAAACAGCAGCAACAGCAGCAGCAACAGCGCAGCAGCAGCAGCAGCAGCAGCAGCUGAAGCAGAACCUGCUGCAGCAGCAACUGCGGCAGCUCCAGAAGCUGCUGCUGCGGGAGAAGCAGACACUCUGCUGCCUGCUGCAGCACCGCUGGUUGUUGCUGCAGCAGCGACAGCAGCAGCAACAGAAACUGCAGCAGCAACAACUGCAGCAAGCGCUGCACGAUGCCCAUCAGCAACUGCUGCAGCAGUCAGCGGAUGACCUUACCAGCAGCAGCAGCAGCAACAGCAGCAGCAGCAGCAGCAGCAGCAGCUGGCCGCUUGUACAACACGCAGUAGCAGCAGCAGCAGCAGCAGCAGCAGUAGCAGCAGCGAUAAAGAUGGGGCCGUUGCAGGCACAGACACCGGGCAGCAGCGAGGCGGGUUCUGCUGCAGCUCGAAAUCCUCCUGAAAGCAACGCUGCAGCAGCAGCAGCAGAUGCUGCAGCAGCAGCAGAUGCAGCAGCAGCAGCAGCAAUAGCAGCAGGAGCUGCAGCAGAUGCUGCUGCAGCGGCAGCAGCAGAUCUGACGGAUAGAAACACCGCUGCAGCAGAAGCAGCAGCCCUAGGGAGACAGCAAGAAGUCCCUGCUGCCACAGCAGCAGCAGCAGGACUGGUAGCAGCAGCACACAUUGUUGCUGCUGCUGCUGAUGCUCCUGCUGCUGCUGCUGCUGCUGCUGAGUACGGCCAGCUGGAUAAGGCUGAGGACACCGCGAAGUCUGGCGAGACAGGCAACCCAGCAGCAGCAGCAGCAGCAGCAACAGCAGCAGCAGCAACAGCAGCAGCAGCAGCAGCAGCAGAAUCUCCAGGUCGACAGGCAAGAGAAGCAUCUGUCCAGCGAGAAGGCGGAGAUGCAGCAGCAGCAGCAGGAACAGCAGCAGCACCUGAGGGAGAAGAAGCAGCAGGAGGAGCAGCAGAAGAAGCAGCAGCUGCCCAAGGAGAAGACUCUGCAGCAGCAGCAGCAGCAGCAGCAGCAACAGAAGCAGCAGCAGAGAGCCCUUCUCUCUGGUCUCUGCUUGCUGCUGACUGGCAGCUGCUGCCUCUCAAUAGAAUUGCUUCUCUUAUAUUUGAAUCAUUUGUUUCAGGGGGACGCUCGCUGCAGCGCGCCAGCAGCAGAAACAGCAGCAACAGCAGCAACAGCAGCAACAACAGCAGCAACAGCAGCAGCAGACGAUCCUCAUUAGAACCACACGCAGACACACGCAAUCGCAGUGCAACACGCACACACGGAGACAACCAAGAUUCAUCUUCUGAGGGGACGGCGGAAUCUCCUUGCAGCUGCUGCAGCAGCUGCAGCGGCAGCAUCUGCAACAGCAGCGACAGCAGCGGGGAGAAGGGCGUUGUGCUGCAGGACCUUGCCAGCAGCAGAAGGGUGCGCAGCAGCAGCAGCAGAAGCAGCAGAAGCAGCAAGAGCCUCAGGCAACGCAGCAGACGGUCACAGCAGCGGCUGCUACGACGCUCCUCUACACGUAGAUCCUUCCGUGUUGCUGCUGCUGCUGCUGCUGCUGCUGCUGCUGAUGGAGGCGUCAGCAGGAGCAGCAGCUGCAGCAGCAGAGCCAACAGCAGCUGCACAGACGUCAGUGACCAUGAAGACGAAGCAGGAGAACAGCAGCACCACCAGCACGAGCAGCAGCAACAGCAGCAAGAAGAGCAGCAGCAGCAGCAGCAGCAGCAGCAGCACGCGGGGCGGCCAUCGCUAGAGAACUGGAUGGGGACCUUGGGCCUCGAAAACGUUCCCAUAGAAAAACUCAUCAUACCAGGCAAGACAGCAGCAGCAGCAGCAGCAGCAGCAGUAGAUAGCAGCAGCAGCAGCAGUAGAUAG
Eimeria mitis is the source of this 2034-nucleotide messenger RNA. RefSeq lists its product as uncharacterized. Gene Ontology annotation, molecular function: transcription cis-regulatory region binding. The record is from RefSeq and is a predicted model, not a curated record. NCBI's taxonomy places the organism in Eukaryota, Apicomplexa, Conoidasida, Eucoccidiorida, Eimeriidae. Gene Ontology annotation, biological process: regulation of transcription by RNA polymerase II. Bases 1 to 2034 code for a protein of 677 amino acids. Gene Ontology annotation, cellular component: nucleus. The transcript is spliced from 4 exons.